Messenger RNA from Haliotis rubra (blacklip abalone), 853 nucleotides. RefSeq names its product ependymin-related protein 2-like. The coding region runs from base 110 to 820 and encodes 236 amino acids. Gene Ontology annotation, cellular component: lysosome; extracellular region. Gene Ontology annotation, biological process: cell-matrix adhesion. The transcript has 6 exons. Gene Ontology annotation, molecular function: calcium ion binding. The record is from RefSeq and is a predicted model, not a curated record. NCBI's taxonomy places the organism in Eukaryota, Metazoa, Mollusca, Gastropoda, Lepetellida, Haliotidae.
GCUCCAGCUAGCUGUGGGAGGUUAUCUGUACAAUCUGACUGCAAUUGCAGGCUGUGUAGCAGACACCAUGUGUGACUGUAUCAAGAGUCACAUAUAACCACAUAUCAACAUGAUGAUGUCGUUUUUCACUGCUGUUGUUCUUCUGGCUGUUACUGGAGGUGAAGUGAGUGGCGCGGAUCCCACUAAGUGCUGCUCAGAUCGUCAGUUCGAGGCCAGGUUGGCUGAAAUUGGGGGCGCCUUGUACAACCACAGCGGGCACCAGGUUCCUUCUCUCAUGGAUGUGGACAACAUUCUACAUUACGACUUCUACAACAGGACGGUGGUGUACGAGGUGAUUCAGCGGGGGGCCCAGGGCAGGACCGUUCGUUCCCGAAUUGUGCAUGACUUCAUUUCCGGUCUCCGCUAUGUGAUUAAAGACAACAAAUGCACGUAUGUGAAAGGUUCACGAAUAAUGACCGAGCAGUGCAUCCCUGACAACGCCAAAUUUCUUGGAAGGUCUACCUUUGGGUCCGGCGUCAACAGUGUUAGUGCCAACAACUGGCAAUAUCACAGCCCCUCCGCCAACAUCACCAUCAAGUCUUCAGUAGCAGCAUCCAACUGUGUACCAUUGGUACAAGCAACUUUCUCCACUCUGGGACAUGACGCUUCCAAUGACGUGGUGUUCAUUGUGACGGGGUUUCGUCCGGGGAUCCACAGUCCAACUGUCUUUGACAUUCCAGCUAAUUGUGUCCAACAAACAAGUGAUGGCACUCAGCUGCCAGCGGAUCACACCACGCGAGGAGCUCGCUACAUUGACGCAGUUCUGUCACGCGGAGACUGAUGCUUAUUUGUGAAAAUAAAACUAUUCCCACGC